AUGUCUGCGUUGUCUCGCCCCUUGCUCUUGUGGUUGUACAACGUCUUGCAGCCCGAAUACUCAGAUGUACCCAGAACCUACCAGGACACUGCUGUCGUCCUUCAGGCCUUUCCCUCCUUGAGAGCCAGAACAAAGAUAUACACCUUUUCCAAUGGCACUGAUCGCUUGUUGUUGAACUUGCAUGGUACUGUGCCCUCCUUCUUCAAUGCUGUCUCCUACAAGAUUCCUGUCGAGAUCUGGUUGCCUACAGACUACCCACUCUCGCCUCCCACAGUCUACGUGGUUCCCUCCAGCGACAUGAUCAUCCAACCAAGCAACUACAUUGACAACAAUGGCAAGUUCUACAACCCCUACCUAUCCAACUGGUCUUCAAACAGCCAGACUCACACCCAAAACUCGUCUUUAUUGCAGCUAUGCAACAUUCUAUCAACCUGUUUCAGCAAACAGCCCCCAUUAUACUCAAAGCCCAAGAGCUUGAACACUCCUAAUAACCACUACCAAAACCACACUUCUCCUCCAGCAACCCCAGUGAAACCUCCACGACCCACAAGCAUACCUUCAUUGACUUCCCUAGUGUCUUCUAAUUUAAACUCUCCUCCUCCUCCUUUACCUCGCAAACCGACCUCAAACCCUGCCUUGCCCCCAAAGCCAUCUUCAAUUCAUUUAAAUGCUCAAAAACAAAAAAUCUUAAAAAAUAUUCAAACCUCUCUAGUCAACUUGAUUAAAUCAGAUUUUGACCCCUUUGUUACCAUCGCAGACUCCCAAUUACUCAAACUCAAGAAUGCCAUAUCUCAACUAGAAAACUUGUAUAAAUACGAAAACGACUCUCUAGUCUACUACAAAGAAUCCAUAUCAACAAACGAAAAAAUCCUAAAUGAAAAAACCCUAGAAGCCCAAAAUGUCAUCAAUACCGCUGACACUUUACCUGAUCCAAACGUUGAAGAAAUCAUCUGCGCUGAAACUGUCCUCUUCAAUCAACUAUAUCACCUAGUAUCAGACGACACUGCAAUAUCUGACACUCUAUACGCUUUAAACAAAGCCUACGAUUCAGGCAAAAUCUCCUUCGAUUCCUUCUUAAAAUACUCAAGAAAUCUUUCAAGAGAUCAAUUUUUUAAAAGAGCUCUAAUAAAUAAAAUCGUCAAUCUAUCUGGUCUCGAUGAUUCAACAGACUACUAA
This is a messenger RNA of Ascoidea rubescens DSM 1968, 1176 nucleotides long. It is a transcript of the gene STP22, whose product is annotated as ubiquitin-binding ESCRT-I subunit protein STP22. Gene Ontology annotation, biological process: protein modification process; endosome to lysosome transport; protein transport. The coding region runs from base 1 to 1176 and encodes 391 amino acids. Gene Ontology annotation, molecular function: ubiquitin binding. Gene Ontology annotation, cellular component: ESCRT I complex. The transcript has 3 exons. The record is from RefSeq and is a predicted model, not a curated record. NCBI's taxonomy places the organism in Eukaryota, Fungi, Ascomycota, Saccharomycetes, Ascoideales, Ascoideaceae.